AGAAGCAGAAAAAAAAAAAAUCUGGGAAUGUACCAGCAGCAGGCAUUUGCUUUUCAGCCUUUCUCUUCAUGGUAGACCGAAAGAGAAAUACUCAAUAUAUUCCCUCCGGAAACCACAGCUCACUCAAUUGCUUUUUUUGUAGAGAAUCGAGGCGAAUUGAUGCAGUCGGCGGGACCGUCAAAAGUUCGUUCAUUGCGGACUUUCGGUUGGUCUGUGCUCCGCGGAGCAGAAAAAAAGGUUAUCGCUUCAAAGUCCCAGAAACGGUUUCUGGCAACUCUUCGCAGAGAUCCUGCAUUGUGAUUGACUUGCGAUUUUAAUUUACCAGGAGAUUUGUGCUCCUUGAUUUAUUCACAUCGAACUAUUGCAGUCAUAAUUCUCUGACUGCAAGUGGUUGCGCAU
Messenger RNA from Aspergillus wentii DTO 134E9, 399 nucleotides. RefSeq lists its product as uncharacterized. Bases 69 to 317 code for a protein of 82 amino acids. NCBI's taxonomy places the organism in Eukaryota, Fungi, Ascomycota, Eurotiomycetes, Eurotiales, Aspergillaceae. The record is from RefSeq and is a predicted model, not a curated record. The transcript has a single exon.